AUGUCGCUUCCCAGACGUGACACGGCUGUCUCCACCUCUUCCACCAGCAGCGCCGGAUCCAUGUCCGGUCUUGGCCGCACCCGACAGGUCAUUGAGGACAGUUACAUCGACCCAGAUCGUCUGAGGAAUUAUAUGACCAAGAACUUUGAGCCUGGGUCGUGGACAGUCCGGAUCAAACUGGGCAUGGUCGAGAUUACAUCCCCAUGCAAAAUCCCAAAGGUAAGUGCGGAAGAACAAACCACAAUCGAAACCCGUCUUCUCAAGCCUACCUGUGACUUGUGGAUGCCAUGGGCACAAAUGGGCACAAAGUGGGUCCUGCUGACCUCCUUUUCGCCCUGGCAGAAGGAUUAUCGUCUUUUCACUUUGCCCAGUUAG
This is a messenger RNA of Capronia coronata CBS 617.96, 375 nucleotides long. RefSeq lists its product as uncharacterized. The record is from RefSeq and is a predicted model, not a curated record. The coding region runs from base 1 to 375 and encodes 124 amino acids. The transcript has 2 exons. Lineage: Eukaryota; Fungi; Ascomycota; Eurotiomycetes; Chaetothyriales; Herpotrichiellaceae.